Ornithodoros turicata is the source of this 1938-nucleotide messenger RNA. Its product is annotated as hemicentin-2-like. The transcript has 3 exons. Bases 92 to 1930 code for a protein of 612 amino acids. NCBI's taxonomy places the organism in Eukaryota, Metazoa, Arthropoda, Arachnida, Ixodida, Argasidae. The record is from RefSeq and is a predicted model, not a curated record.
CAGGAGAGAGUGAGGAAGAAGAGGAAUCUCGUGUUAUUCGUUAGCCGACGGCUUCUCUCGUGGAAGAAGCGUCCUGUUCUACACCUGUCUGAUGCCACGAACCAUUACCAUGCUGCGGAACCUCCUUCUCGUCCUGCUGGGAGGAUCCGUGGUGCGUCUCUCAGCAGGAACGGUCGCCUACUACGGACAGACGCGAGUCCGCGAGGGCGACAGCUUCCUCAUCAGCUGCGUCACCGGCAACAGCACCGUAGUUAGAUGGAUGAAGGACGGUUGGCCCAUCAAGUCCACGCCCUUGAACAAGUACGUCUUCGAAGAAUCCCACGAACAGACGGCAAAGGUGAACAAGCUGUACGUUGCGCACUCCAAGCGAAGACACGCCGGUGACUACACCUGCGUGAACAACACCCGAACGUACCACCACCUGCAUGUUGAGCCCAGAGAAGUAGAGCGACAGGUUCAACACGUGACCUGUUUUAACCUGGAUGUCAGUAAACCCUUGGAAAUCCCAUGCGAGCAUCCAGGAUUCAAGGACAAUUCUAAUCUAACAUGGUACAAAAACGACGAGUUCUUCCACCCCGAGAACCGUCGCGUUCAUUUUCGAGCGAACAAGCUCAUCAUAAACCCUGCCCAACUAUCCGACGUUGGCGUCUACACUUGUCUCGACGCUGACCACGCCAAUCGCACCUCCGGCAGGGCCAGCUAUCUGUUCCAAUAUACCCAGGUGGUCAGAGUCGUUCUUCCCAUUGUCAUUGAAAGUCUUCCACGAUAUCAUGUCGUCGACGAGGGCUUGGACUUCAACAUAUCCUGCAAUAUCCUGUCCCGGCCUCCUCCCAGGGUGUCCUGGUACGCCGGCGGUGACCUCGUAGACCCUUUAUCAUCGAGCCCGAGGAUCCUGCUGUCUCCUGGUGAACGCAGCAUUCCGGACACACUCCUCACCAUCCGCAACGUCACCAUUCGUGAUAAGAAGAGAUAUAGCUGCCACGCUGCGCACGACGGUUGCGACAGUAACGCGGUGCACGUCUCCACCGUACUGUACGUCCAGCUUCAGAAGAUUCACACCAACGAGGCGCAACCUGGCGGUGGUCUCGUCAUCUACCCUGACGAUCCUUUUCUUCUUAUCUCUUGCAUUCACACGGAUAACGCGACCGUCUUCAUCUGGAAGAAAGACGGCGCCGAUUUCGUAGCCAGUGAUCCUCAAACGUCCAUAUUUGCCAACGGCACUAUAAGAAUAGGGAAUCCCGAUGCUAGAGACGCGGGCAACUACACUUGCGACGUGAACGGAACCGCCGACAGCGCAACGAUCGAGGUACGAUACAAGGUGACCAUUGUGCAAGAGCCCAGUCAGACCACCGCGUCUUCAGCCUGGCUGGAAGGCAGGGACAUCCGGAUAGCCGUCAAAGUCACCGGUGUGCCUGCGCCCACCCUGUCCUGGCAGAAGGACGGCAAGGAACUGAUAACAGACGACAGGCACGUGCUGGAGGACUACAUGAACGUGACCUCCGCCAUUUUGAAAAUUAUAAAAUUGCGCGAAGAAGACCGCGGAAAUUAUACGUGCGUGGCCAGCAAUGGAAGAGAUGAAGACACACUGAGCGUCUACGUAAGAGUCAAAGGAAAAUACGCCGCUUUGAUUCCGUUCCUGGGCAUCUGCAUUGAGGUAAUAACUCUCUGUAUUAUCAUCUACAUCGCGGAGAAUAGAGCAGCGAGGCAAGGAAAUGAACCAGCGGAGCCGUCGGAACAUUCGAGAAGGGACGGAGAUUCGAGCGAAGAGAACCCACCCCCGGUAGAGCCUCCAAUAUUCUCUCCUCGAGCUGAGCUGGACGUUGGUACCAGCACAGCACCGACGUCCGCGUCCGGCGGAAUUCCAGAAGUGGAGGUCCAGCGGCCGUCGGCCAUAGUGACACCCGGGGAGGAUAAUAAAAAGGAAGUGUAAAAGUAUAA